Messenger RNA from Poeciliopsis prolifica (blackstripe livebearer), 1586 nucleotides. It is a transcript of the gene hpdl, whose product is annotated as 4-hydroxyphenylpyruvate dioxygenase-like. Gene Ontology annotation, biological process: aromatic amino acid metabolic process. Gene Ontology annotation, molecular function: 4-hydroxyphenylpyruvate dioxygenase activity. The record is from RefSeq and is a predicted model, not a curated record. The transcript is spliced from 5 exons. The coding region runs from base 2 to 1330 and encodes 442 amino acids. Lineage: Eukaryota; Metazoa; Chordata; Actinopteri; Cyprinodontiformes; Poeciliidae.
CAUGGCAGUCCCCUUGCGCCGGUUACACCACGUUUCGCUUCACGCUUCUAACGGGCUGAAAUUAGCUCACGAGCUUGUGUCAAAAUACAAAUUUGAUUUGUUUGCCACCAGGCUGACUGACAAGUCAAGGCAGGUGGCUUUCCGGAAGGGAACGUCAGUCUUCGUUGUGAAUGAGGGACCGGUUCCGGGCAGUGCGGGUUUGAAUGAAUGGCAGCAGGACGGUGGGAACGGUGGACACUCCGCUCAUCCUCCCCGAGUCCACUCAGAGAAACACAAGCAGAGUAACCAGUCGUAUCUUUACGACUUUCACACCCGCCACCCGGUGGAUUCUGUCAGUAACGUGUGCUUCGAGGUGGAAGAUGUGGAAAGGUCGUUCAAGGUGCUCCGCCAGCUGGGCUGCAACUUCCUCGUUCCUCCCACGACCGUCGAGGACCAGAACGGCCUCGUCACCUACUCUGUGGUUAAGUCGAUCGUGGGAAACGUGUGCCACACGUUGAUUGACAAGACAAAAUACGGAGGGACCUUUUUGCCCGGCUUCACUGUCACUGAAAAGGACUGGAGCUUGGAAAAGGAGGACUUGUCUUGUCCAGUUACCCAUUUUGAUCACAUAACUUAUGCCUGUCCUCGAAAGUCAUCCCACCAGGUCAUGGGGUGGUAUGGGAAGCUUUUUGGCUUUCAGAGGUUUUUCAUUGCUGGCGAUGAAGAUAUAGACGAAGGUUUUGUUGUGAACCAGGAAGGCGUCGGACUUCGACUCACUGCCAUGCAGUACUGGAAGUCCAGCAAAGCGGGCAUCGCUCUUCCCUUCCCUGACAAAAAAGAACCCGACUGCAAGUUUGUCAUCGCAGAAUCACUUCCUCAUGAAGGCCGCAACCAGGUGGACACCUUCUUGGAGCAGCACAGAGGGGCAGGCGUCCAGCACGUCGCACUCUACACCAAAAACAUCGUCUCUACCGUGCAUGCGAUGGCUGAAGCUGGGGUUCAGUUUUUCUCCCCUCCUCCUGCAUACUACACAGAGGUCGGAAAACAGCGGGAAAUAGAGGAGGCGGGACUCGAUCCCCAGAGGCUUUCAGAGCACGGCAUUCUUCUGGACACAGACCUGCAGCAGGUUCCAUCAUCACAGACAGGAUGCAGCGAAAACAGAAGAUAUCUCCUCCAGGUGUUUUCAAAGCCCCUCUUCGCUGAGGAUACCUUCUUCCUGGAGCUGAUUGAGCGCAGAGGAGCGACGGGUUUUGGCGAAGGGAACAUCCGGGCCCUCUGGAGGUCCGUGCAGGCGUACAUGGAGAACAAGAGGAGGGAUUCUCAGGGAGAGACUGUGCAGUCUACUCACUAAUGUCCGCUCUGUGUUUUUUUUAAACGUAACUUAUUACAUGCGUCUUUUAUACAUAAUGUUAUAAUAUUUAAAGUGGAGGUUCUAUGCAAAAGAGUUAAAAGAAAUGUAUGAAAUAAUCAUAAAGCUGCUCUCUUUAUGUUGUGUCGGUUGCUGUUCUUGAAUAUGAAUGUAAUACUUGAAGGGCUGUUCUCUGUUUAUCAAAGCAAUCUAAAUGAACUGAAAGCAGCUGUACCUGAAUAAAUCGGUUUCCCACAGA